Messenger RNA from Dentiscutata erythropus, 438 nucleotides. The record is from the annotation of a GenBank genome assembly. NCBI's taxonomy places the organism in Eukaryota, Fungi, Glomeromycota, Glomeromycetes, Diversisporales, Gigasporaceae.
AUGAGCUCUGAAGACCAAUUUAUAGAUUUUUAUGAACUUUUGGGUGUUAAUUAUAAUAGUGCAAAGGAAGAUAUCGAUAAAGCUUAUCGUCGUCAAGCCAUAAAAUAUCAUCCAGAUAAAAACCCGAACAAUAUAGAGGAAGCUACAAAAAAAUUUCAUAAACUCUCAAAGGCAUAUCAAACUUUAACGGAUCCACUAAAAAAGCUAGAUUAUGAUAAUACAUAUAAAGCUCGUAUUGCGGCUAAAAAGAAAACCGAAGCUUUGGAUCAAAAGCGAAGGCUUAUGAAAGAAGAUUUAGAAGAAGGUGAGAGAGCUGCGAAGCAGACAAGAAAAAAUGUCUUUACAGAAGAGUCAAAGCAAGCAAAGAUUGAGCGUUUAAAAGAAGAGACAGCUCGAAGGCGAGAAAAGUUACUUUCUGCGAGGAAAAAAUUUAAAUGA